GGAAGUAAACAUAAACUAAGCUGAGAGGUUUUAACGCUGCGUCACAAAGUUUUUCAACGAGUGUAGAAGUGCGUGUUGUCUGGUCCACUUUGAGCGGUCAGCGCUGAGUCUCAGUCUUCUGUCUGGCUCAGUUUGGUUCGGUUCAAAGUCUGGUUCGGUUUGGUCCGGUUCAGUGUGCGGUGUACCCGGGUCCCACAGCAGCAUGUCAGUGACGGUGAAGGCCUACCUGUUGGGGAAAGACGAGUCGGUGAAGGAGAUCCGGAGGUUCGCGGUGGAUCAGGACGUUUCCUGCAACUUCGAGUACCUGAGCAAGAAAACCGCGGGAGUCUUUAACAACCUGAAGAACAGCGGGUUGAACUUGUACUACAGAGAUGAAGAUGGAGACCUGGUGGCCUUUUCCUCUGAUGAUGAACUGAUGAUGGGGCUGGCCUGUAUGAAGGAUGACACCUUCCGCCUCUUCAUCAAAGAAAAAAAAGAGCACCGCCGGGACUUUCCUCUCCACGCCUUCCCCCCCUUCGCCUUUGGCCCCCCUCCUCCCCCUCCACUUGGAGCUCCUCACCUGGCCCCGCCCCCUGCCCUGCACCCUAAUGUCACCUGUGACGGCUGCGAGGGUCCGGUGGUGGGAACUCGCUUCAAAUGUUCUGUUUGUCCGAACUAUGACCUGUGCUCUGCCUGCCAGGCUCAGGGGACACACACUGAGCACGCUCUGCUGCCCAUCUGGCACCCACUGCAGCAGUGGUUUCCUCGGGGGAAGUGGAUGAAGAGGAUCAGAAACUGCCCGGGGAACCAGAACCAGAACCUGAACCAGGGUAAAACCCUCAACCAGGACAAGGACCAUGACCAGGACCAGGCUGGACCCUCCACACCUGCAGAUGAAUCUGCCUCUCAGGCCAAUGUGGACUUCCUGAAGAACAUCGGGGAGGGUGUGGCGGCCAUGUUGAGCCCGCUGGGAAGUGAUGUCAUGUGUGCAGGUAUCGACGUGGACAUCGAUGUGGAGCACGAGGGUCAGAGGACGAAGGUGACCCCUCCCUCUCAGACUGGAGGGGGGGGUGAUGCGAAAACUGAUGGAGGCGGUGAAGACAGUGGAGCCAGCGAGGGGUCAAAGGUGAGCAGAGACUCUGAUGAGGAGUGGACUCACCUGAGCUCCAGAGAAGUCGACCCCUCCACUGGAGAAUUGCAGUCCCUCCAGCCUGGGAACCAGGACCAGGGGCCCCCGUCAGAGGGACAGCAAGGGCCCCCGUCAGAGGGACAGCAGGGUCCAACAGGUCUUAGGGAGGCAGCUCUAUACCCCCACCUGCCUCAAGAGGCAGACCCUCGCCUGGUGGAGUCCCUGUCCCUUAUGCUGUCCAUGGGCUUCACUGACGAGGGGGGGUGGUUGACUCGACUCCUACAGGCCAAAAAUUUCGACAUCGGAGCCGCACUCGACGCCAUCCAGUACGCCAAACAGCCCCGUCCACACCAGCCCUGAUGACAUCAGUGACAUCAUCACCCAUACUAAACCAAUGACAUGAGGUUGUUUAUACUGUUUCCCAUAAUCUGAGGCUGUUAUCAUAAAUCAAUACUCUAACUCAUUGAUUAGUGAGUCUUUGUAUUAGUCACGUUUCUAAAUAAAAACUUUAUUAAACUCAACUUUAAACUGA
Molecule: messenger RNA, 1640 nt
Organism: Seriola dumerili (greater amberjack)
Lineage: Eukaryota; Metazoa; Chordata; Actinopteri; Carangiformes; Carangidae
Gene: sqstm1
Product: sequestosome 1
Exons: 8
Coding region: 203-1468 (421 amino acids)
Biological process (GO): mitophagy; endosome organization; aggrephagy
Cellular component (GO): aggresome; amphisome
Molecular function (GO): protein kinase C binding; K63-linked polyubiquitin modification-dependent protein binding; zinc ion binding
Source: RefSeq, a predicted model, not a curated record